GUGUGACGGAUCGCCAUUUUAUAUCAAUAUAUACCCACACGAACUGAUGCUGAAUGUAUUGAAGUUUUGAAGGCUGCUGUGUGUUCAAAUGCUAUACCUUCCAAGCAAGAAAAGAGGUUGUAUUUAAGGAACUGUAAAUAUUAGCAUGAUUACAAGGUUUCAUAGCUUUCAGUUUAUUCUAACAACAUUUAUUUGAGGCCAGAAAGGUGUGUAGUGUAUUCAAGGUUCAAGCUGAAUCAUUUAAGUGUCUUCACAUUCAUUGGCCAGGGACAAUUCCUACAGAAAGCCAAAAAGAAAACAGGUGUCACCAGUUCAGUUGUGGCAAGCUGUGAAAUUCAGAAUAAGCAGAUAAUGACUGAGGAAUCUGGUGUAUUCCUUCCAGGAAAUCAUGAAGCUGAGAUGUGCUAUGGAGGAGAAGCUGAUCUACACAAACAUGUUACUGGCUGUAUGAAGAAUCCAGGUCACAAAGGUUUUAUACCUCUUAAAGAUUUCAACACAAUGUAUCUCCCCUCACGUUACCAUGACGACCUCGUGUUUGAGACAAUCAAAACAUUGGCAGCUCUAACUGUCCAGGUAAAGACUAAAUUCACCAGUCUAAAGAGACCAGAGUUUUACCUAGGCACUCAAGUUCCAUAUCCAUGUUAUAAUGACAGAGGAAGUCACGUGAUGAGGUUAGGGACGGGGAAGGUGUGUUUUGUGUCCACAGAGAAUGACAGAACUUGUCAUUGUGCCAAGUGUCAAGUCUCUGCCACACCCAGCAUAGUGUGGGGGAAGGUUUGUGUGGUGACAGCAACACACGUGGUGUUUGAUGACAGUGAGGCGAGACAGACCAGGUGUGUUUUAGGUUUUGAUGACAAUAAAAGUCCAGUGGUCAGUCUUGAUGGCGGGGAGAUGUGGCGUAAGGCAGACAUUGAGAGAGACUUGUGUUUGUUGAGUUAUGUGACAUGUGACUUAAAGUUGAUUGAUGAACUGGACAAGAUGUGUCGGCGCUUUGAAGAUCUAUGUAGGGAAGUAAGGGACAAAUACUGGAGAUUUGAUGAUGUGGACAAGUUGACCGUUAUAGUGUCACAUCCUCAUGGCUGUCCUAAACAGGUCUCUGUAGGACAAUGGACACACAAACGUGAGAGGGAUUACAGGUACAGCAAGUACACCAGGUACUGGUACACAACAUGCACAUGUCCAGGCUCCAGUGGAGCGCAUGUCUACAGGCUGGGAUAUAACAGGUGGCCGUAUCCCCAACCCCACAGUGGAUCAAACUCUGAAGGAAAUUAUAGUGGGGAGGAUUGGAACUGAUGUAACUGUUAGUUCUCUCCCCUUGUCUACACAAUGUAAACAAACAAAAAGUCAUUAAACUGUUUGUAUUAAGACCUGCCUGUCUUUUCAACAUUUUAUCACAUUUAAAUAAUUACAACAAAUGUUUUGAUUAAUGUAAACCGUUUAAGCGUAUUAGUUUGCAUGUACAUUGAUGGGUUUUAGAGUUUUUUUUGUUUCAAAUGUUGUAAAUAUUUUUCUUAUAGUUUUUGUCGGCAAAUUGUUGUCAUAUACCUAUAGGCUGGCUAUUACCUGUAAAUUAAAUGUAUAAAUGUAACCUACUUACCAAAUGUCAAAUUCAUACUGGUUACAUUUGUUUACAAAAUGUUCUCACUAAACGACAUUAAA
Physella acuta is the source of this 1659-nucleotide messenger RNA. RefSeq lists its product as uncharacterized. The record is from RefSeq and is a predicted model, not a curated record. NCBI's taxonomy places the organism in Eukaryota, Metazoa, Mollusca, Gastropoda, Physidae.